Esox lucius (northern pike) is the source of this 2693-nucleotide messenger RNA. It is a transcript of the gene chic1, whose product is annotated as cysteine-rich hydrophobic domain 1. The transcript is spliced from 6 exons. The record is from RefSeq and is a predicted model, not a curated record. Bases 22 to 543 code for a protein of 173 amino acids. NCBI's taxonomy places the organism in Eukaryota, Metazoa, Chordata, Actinopteri, Esociformes, Esocidae.
CCUGGCAGUUACGGAGACGUCAUGAGCGUCUUACUACCCAACAUGGCGGACUUUGAUACCAUUUAUGAGUUAGACGAAGAAGAUGAACGUGUAGUGAGUGAAGAACACCUUGUUAGAUAUUGCCCAGAACCUGUGAUUAUGCGAGGGGCCGGACACAUUACCGUGUUUGGCUUGAGCAACAAAUUUGACACUGAGUUUCCCUCAGUUCUCACGGGAAAGGUGGCUCCUGAGGAGUUUAAAACCAGCAUCAGUAGAGUGAACGCUUGCCUGAAGAAGAAUCUGCCUGUCAAUGUGAGAUGGCUCCUCUGCGGCUGCCUGUGCUGUUGCUGUACAGUCGGCUUCAGCCUGUGGCCUGUAAUAUGCCUCAACAAAAGAACCAGAAGAUCUAUUCAGAAGUUGUUAGAAUGGGAAAACAACCGAUUAUAUCACAAGCUGGGCCUACACUGGAAACUCAGCAAAAGGAAAUGUGAAGGCAGCAAUAUGAUGGAAUAUGUUAUUCUUAUAGAAUUCCUACCCAAAUAUCCGAUAUUCCGACCGGACUGAGAAGGCUUUUGGGAGACCUUCAACGUGGCCCUUGACUCCCGUUCUUAGUGCCUUGUAUAUAUGUUGGAAUAAGGGUCUACACUGUUGUCUCCACGUCCUGUAAAUCUCCCUGUACCUUGUACAUUAGAAACUGCAACACUGUCACUUUGCUUUAGAGCAGACUUUGCACAUUUCCUGAUACAGUAGAACAGUCCUCCCUUUGUUGCACUCCCAAUACUUGUUUUUUUCUAGCGAUUUAAAGAAAUUAUACUGUUGAAAAAGUGCAUUUAGCCCAAAGAGCUGUCAUCGUUCGAGCCUGUGUGGUGUAUCAUGCGCUCUGGAAAGAAUUGGACCCUUCGUUAAACAUCCUUGCCUUAUGUAAAACAAAUAUACCAUGUUACAUAUAAUACAGGGGUACAAGCAUUUUGUAGUUCAGCAAGCUCAAAUGCAGUUUUUCGGGGCUACUCCUCAAAUCUUUUUGACUAGAAACAGAUGAGAUGGCGGAGUUUGCCAAACACACAGUUCCAGUCGGCAUCAUGGAUUUAUUCUCCACUUUGAAACUUUCCCUCUGUACAGGGAAACUUCAAAACAACUAAACCUGUAAAUAUGUUUGGAGGCUAUUGUUUACAGUGUGUAGAUGUUUCAUUUUGCCUCUAUAUGGCUCUACCAUAGUUUUGUUUCUAAAUAUGUUGCUUUUUCAGUUAACUUAGGUCUGUUCACCUAUUCUUAGCCAUAUGUAAUAAUUACAAUGUACGUGAUGCCAGUUAGGACUGAACAAUGCACUUGAGCUGAUUGAAAAUGUCCAGAUUUCAGAAGACGGUUGACUAGUUUUACAAUGACACAAAGGGUGCAUGUUACCGUCGCCAACUUAGGAGGUCAGUGUGUUCCAUUUGAACGUGUAAUGACUGCUUUUUGAUUUAUUGUGUACAGUUGGAAACUUUGCACGUCAGUGUUAUUUUGUUUUGUCAAUCGUUUUCAUGCAGCUUGGUUUUAGUGUUAAUUUUAUAGUUUUGUAUUUUCCCCAUUAGUGUUUUGUCCUCGUUUGGUUGUGUUAAAAAGCAAAUACAGCCCAGAAUACAUGACAUAUUUUUGUUUGUAACUCUGUAUGCAGUUAAGUGUUGUUUCCUUCUCUUUUUGUUAUAGCCCAGAGUCAGCUGUUACAGUGCCUGUCAAAAGAUAGAUUAACCAUAGUCAGAGAGGCUUGGAUGGACAUCUGCUCACUUGUAGCUUAUAAUGGAGAGCCCUGAACCACAUCCCCAGUAUUGGCCCCUGUUACAGAGUUCUUGUAAAUGUUCGUUAUGACAAUUCAAUUCCCACGUGGAAAACUGAAAUUCAUUUUUAUUUUUCCUUAGUCUCCAGGUUUGUCCAACACAAGCUGAUGUUAACUUCCGACAUGUUUACUUCAGCGCCUCACGGUACAUCGCUGUGUCACUGAAGUUAUACUGACCUCUGGCAACAUGCUUGGGCCAGAACCUGCAACUAAAAUGUGGCUAUUUAUGUUUUACAAGGUGUUACAUUUUUAACUUAACAAGAUGGCCGGUAAUUACCUGACACAUUUGUUAAACUCCAGAAAGGAAAACUCCGUAAUUAACCAGUAAUUUCACAGUAAGGCCUUGGCUAUGAAGUUUGUGCCCAAAAUCAAAUAGGUUACUAUACCAGCCCCCCCCCCCCCCCCCUACAUCCACUGGAGCUUUAUUGUAAUGAAUGAAGGGUAGCUUUAUAGAGCCCCUUUUGUUCUUCGGUUUAUUGCUCACAUUGUGCUGUCAAAGUAGCGAUCCAGGGAAGUUGUUUCCUCAGUGGGUCACUGUAGCAGGCGUUCUCCCAAGCUAAAGGAAUAUCGCGGGGUUGUUUAACGUGUAGCAUCCUCCCAAUUGUCUCACACAACGGGUUUCCUUGACAGUGUAGCACCAUACCAAGACUUGGGGACAGGUGACCGGGUCUCUCCUCCCUGUCCUCCAGGGGGCAGACUUGUGCACCAGGAGGGAAGCCAAGGUGUGUGAAUAAGACGUAUACAGUGGGACUGUCAGUCCAUUUUGUUACUCGGUCACUUUUCAGUCAUUGUCUUUUAUGAAUUAAACCUGACCCAUAUUCAUUCACCAUUAUACUGAUCCCGGUACGGGACGGAAAAAGCAAGUGUGGGCCGAUAUUCAGAAUAAACAUUAUUGAAGCUA